Messenger RNA from Lichtheimia ornata, 3222 nucleotides. RefSeq lists its product as uncharacterized. Gene Ontology annotation, biological process: Golgi to plasma membrane transport; exocytosis. The coding region runs from base 1 to 3222 and encodes 1073 amino acids. Lineage: Eukaryota; Fungi; Mucoromycota; Mucoromycetes; Mucorales; Lichtheimiaceae. Gene Ontology annotation, cellular component: exocyst. The record is from RefSeq and is a predicted model, not a curated record. The transcript has 25 exons.
AUGGACGCCCACAAUCCAUUUAUGGCGUCUGAUGGCUACGCAUCACCUCCAUCGCACUCAAAUAACCGAGGCAACAGCUACGAUGACAGCUACUACUAUGGUCAAACGGAUGGCUUUGGACAAAUUCAAGCUGUUCUCGGCGAGAUUCAUGAUGGUUGGGACUUUAUGCUCAAGGAGGAUUUUGAUCCUGUCACUCUCGCUUUGGCUUUGAUGGAUGACAGCUCAGUCGGCAAAAAGAAGGAUUAUCAAACCUUUCGACGUAUGCUUAGGGAUCUCGAUGUUGCAUUAGAGUCCAUUGUGGAUGAGUAUUACAAGGGGUUCAACAACUCGAUUGGCACAUUUGGUGGUGUUCUUCAGCAUAUCAACGAUUCGCAGGAACGUGUCGCCGAUAUGAAGGAGAACCUUAGACGAUGCAAAGCCGAACUUUUGGAAAAGCGUACGGAUCUUCUCAACAUGUGGAACAAGAGUGAGCAACACAAGGAAAUGCUUAAUCUAUUGGAGUCCAUCGAUGAGAUUCGAUCAACUCCUGAAAAGUUGGACAAGCUCAUGGGAAGCAAACACGUUCUCAGUGCAGCCAAGCUGUUGAUAAAGUCGUUGCGCGCUGUGCAUAGCAAAGAUAUGAAGGAGAUUGGAGCAUUGGAUGAUCUUAGGAGGACAUUGACUACACAGAAGAAUGCAUUACAUGAAUUGUUGAUUGAGGAGUUACACAACCACCUAUAUCUCAAGAGCCAGUAUUGUGAUAAUCGUUGGGCGACAUAUGUCCCAGAGCAACAAACACUGCCUGAGUCAGCUGUGAAACCAAGAAGUUUUACGAAUGGACAGCAACAAAAUGGAUUAUCAGGAACUCACAAGGAUGGAGAAGACAUGUUUGCUGUGGAUGAAAAUGCCAUCGUAACUGAGGAUCCGGAUAAGAACCCAGAGACCGACUCGUAUUACUACAUGGAAAUCAUCAUGGAAGCACUUGCGGUUCUUGGUGAUAUACCUAUUGCUAUGGAGACGAUCAAGGAGCGAUUGCCAUUGGAAAUUCAUCGCCUUGUAGAUAAGACUAUCGCUGAAGUGGAACACAGACACCUCAAUCGACCAGAUGCAUCGGAACGGGCAGCAAAGGAUGGAUCAGAGACAUUGGAUAUGUACUGUUUGGAUCGAGCGAAUAGCGAAUCCAAGAACGAGGCGCUCAAAGAUUUGCUGUGGUCGUUAUAUUCCAAGCUUGAAGCUGUACUCCGUGGUUUUCGAUUUACAGAGACCUGUGCUCGAAGAAUUAAAAAGCGUCUUAUUGCUACACGCGAGCUGGAUGUAUCCAAGGAGGCAUUUCCUAUAUACCACUUUCACGAGAUUUGGCGUCCUGUGCAGCAUGAGGUUCGCAAUUUGUUGCAAGAUUAUCUUACCACACAAGAACGUACAGCUGCCAGUAUUCAAACGGAUGACAGGACGGCCGCCAACAUCAUGUUUCCCAACCACAUGCGUGAAAAAUCCAAAAACAAGAAAAAGUUGUUCAGCUUCACGGACGUUCCAGAGGAUGCAGAGCUUGAUGCAGCCUACAGCGGUGUGGAAUCCAGCUUGGAGUCUUCUUUUCGACGCAAUUCUGCCAGUGCAGGAAAGGACAUUUUGCUUCAUUCCAGUCUUGUGGACAAGUAUGCAAGUGGUAUGGCUUCCAAGCGUCAUAAGCUGCUUGUCAAGCCUGAUGCUUACAAUGUAAGCGUGCUUUUGCGACCCACGAUGGCCUUCCUCGUGCGUUUACGUGAAGUCUUUCCCAACUAUGAUGAUCGCAACAAAGAAGGUUUUGGCAGCUUCCUGGAUGAUUUUGCCAUCAAUGUGUUCCUACCACAAAUUGAAGAGAAGGUCAUGCAACUCAUUUCACAUGCUACGGUUGGCAUGGAUGCUUUCCAAGAUGAUCGCAAUUACAAGAAUUAUUCAAAGUACCCUAUUGUCAAGAGUGCGGUUGCAUUGAUCAGCGUUAUCCAAAGUUUGUGUCGUACAAUGCAUGCCAUGCCAUUUCACACUGAAGAGUAUACUCGGUUGAUCGAGGUGGUGCUACUCAAGUACUAUGAGAAGUGCUAUCAAAGAUUCUAUUCACUGGUUGCUCGUGGUGGUGCAUAUGAGGAUAAGAAAGAUGGAUCGGCCGAGGCGGAUAUUAGCACAAGUGGUGAUUGGGCUCAAGACGAAAGUUUGAUUGGAUUGCUCGCACAAAACCCCUAUUUCAAUGAUGAUACGCGUGCCGAUUUUGAAUUUGUGAAAGCGUUGAAUCAAGCUGAGAUUACAAUGGAAUUCAAGCUCAAAGAAGAUCGACAACUGGAGACUGAAGAGCUCAUAUUUGAACCAAAACGAUUGAUUGCACUAGGUCGCCUCUACCAUAGUCUGAAAUGGUUUGUGCGAGAAAUCUGGGAGCUUCGUACGCCAAACGAACAAAUCAAGAUACCCAAGCUGCCUAUGGGCACUAGCGAUUUGGACAAUUCACAAGUUGAUUUGCAAUCUACCGAGGCUUCUGGCUCCCGAAGAUGGUCACAAGGCAAUCGACGCAGCUCAAUGGGUGAAGGGGAAACUGGUACCAUCAUGCUACCUUUGAAGGGUGAAGCAGCAAAACGCUUUGAUACCUUAUUGACAACCUAUCAACAACUUGCCGAGACGUGCUUGUUCACUUUGCGCUUGGAGAACCGGUGUCAUACAAUCUACUACUUGGAAAUGGCAAUGCAAGAUGGAAACUAUUAUCUCGAGGAUGAAAGCUAUGAACCUGAUCCAUAUGUGAUUACGCUCAAUGCCGACCUAAUGGAAAUGGAUGAUUGUAUUACGGCUUCACUGCCACCCAAGGAUGAAAUAUUUGCAUUUGACGGAUUACCAGCUUUGAUGGUCCACAUUCUUAUCAGUGAAGCCAGCCAAAUCAAACGCAUGAAUGCCAAUGGCGUACAAAAGAUGAUGCGCAAUGUGCUUGCACUCCAGCAAAAUUUAAGCAACUUUGUACCACCAUCACAAAACUCGGUCAUGGAGCGAGCACGAGAAUACUACCAGCUGUUCAACCUUGGCAGUGAAGGCUUAAUUCGCAGCAUUAGUGAAAAUGGACCACGAUUCUCGUUUGAUGAAUACCGCGUGAUCUUGGGUCUCAUCAAUGACAUCAAGAAGGAAAGCGAUGGACCAGAAUCAGAACAAAGAGAGGAGAGCGGUGCAAGUAGUAGUUACAGUGCAUGGUUAUUGAAGUUAGACGAUGCGAUGGCAAGAUAUGAAAACUAA